GCGGGAGCCCUGUGGAGCCAGUACUGGACCCUGCUAUGGGCAGCCUGUGCUCAGCGUCUGGACCUCAGUCUCGGACCCUGGAGGGACCCCGGAGCAGCGGCACCGACACCGCCGCCGAGUCGGGCGUCCCUGCCCCAGGAGUGUGAGCAGGAGCUGGCUUCUCUGUGUCACAGCCUGUUUCAUCAGUCUCUUAUCCCGAGCUGGGACCAAGUCUUCUGCCAAGCCCUGGGGUCUGCUGGUGACCAGAGCCGCCUUUCCUCAUCCUCUCAUACCACCGCACUUCUGCAGCAGCUCUUCCCUCCUCUCUUGGAUGCCCUUGGAGAGCCCAAGGCAGGGCUGCUCCUCUGUCAGCCUCCAGGCCCUGUACCCCUUGCCCUGGGGCUCAGCACCUUGCAGACAACCUUGCUCUGGUUUUGGGGCAGAGCUCAGCAGCAUCUGGCAGCAUGGGCCCCAGGUUCCUUCCUGCCCCUGAUCCAGAAGGACUUACCUCCUCUGUUACAUCAGGCAGAAGUUCUCUCUAGCCUGGCCUCAGAGGACAGCCUGGCCCUGGAGGUGGAGCAGCAGCUGGGCCUGGAAAUCCGGAAGCUGACAAUACAGAUCCAGCUCCUGCCUGAAGAGUCACUGAGUCUCUUUUUUCAACAAUGCUAUAAACAGGCUACACAGGGCUUCAAACUUCACAUGCCACGGGGUCGGUACUGGCGGCAUCGUCUUUGUCCUGAACUUCCCAGCGUUCCUAGUGAGUAUGCUGGGUUGGUGGUCCGCACUGUACUGGAGCCUGUAUUGCAAGGAUUGCAGGGUUUGCUACCUCCAGCCCAGGCCCCUGCCCUUGUCCAGGCAUUGACAGCCAUCCUGAGUGCCUGGCUUGACCACAUCCUCACCCAUGGGAUCCGGUUCAGCCUGCAGGGGACACUGCAGCUUAGACAAGAUUUUGGAGUGGUCCGAGAGCUGUUGGAAGAACUCAUGCUCAACAUCUUUCAGCAGCUGGAUGGGGCCCUGCUGUGUCUAUUGCAGCAGCCCCUGCCCAAGACUCAAGUCCACAGAAGGCCUCCUUGUUGCUGUGCAUGUAAGGAGGUCCAAACCUCGGAAUUACCCAGCAGCAGCCUCAACAGCCUGGAGAGCUUGGAGCCCCCUCUUCGGCCUGGAGCACCCCCAACACAGACAACUCAGCUGCUGAGCAUGCUUUGGGGUGGGGGACCUAGCCCCGAGGCUUACCUGGUGGGAAAUCAGCAGGCCUGGCUGGCCCUGAGGCAGCACCAGCACCGGCCCUGGUGGCAACUGCCUUUUCUUUCCUGCCUGGAGUCCAGUCCUGAACCCUAAGGCGUCUAAUCAGCAGUCAGGAAGCUGAUGCUCUGCUCUUCUGGCUGGGAAAGCCCAGACAUGGGAACUGCCUGUUAAAGAAGCCUGCUCCUGGAAGCUUGGAAGAAAACGUACGGCAGGACAAACUACACCGCCUGGGCGUACAAGCUGAGAAUCCAGCGUCACUCCAGUAUCUGGAAUCCAGAGUAAAUGGCAAUACCACAGCCUGGAGCCAGGAGGCUCAGGCCUAAUUCCCCAUCAGUGAAGACAGCUCGGGGCCAGACACUGGGAGGAGGGCCAUAGGGUUGUAUCCCAGAGGAACGGGAAUGAGAAAAAGCUGCAGGAAACAGAGAGCCUAGAUGCCACUUAAGUCCCCAGAGUCAGACCAAACAUAAAGUUAGUACAUCAGGAACCGGAGGUGAAACAGUCUGUAGCUGGAUCUGUCCCCAGGCUUGUAUUACCCUGUCCUCCCAUUCCUCGUUUCAGCCGUGGGGCCAUAUUGGGCUGCAGGACCUUCCCGUUUAAGCUUUGGUUACUCAGAGUUCAACAGGUUUAAUUUUCAAUGUCCUUGCCGUGGUGACGGUGUCCUCCUAAGGGACAGCACCUAAGAUGGUGUUGACAGGUGGGCACAGCAGGGAGCGGAAGGGGAACGCAGGGGCAGGGCUUUACACAGCCUUUGCUGUGGCACAACAGGGCUAUGAGUGGUGCUAGGAUUCGCUGACCGAUUACUUCGGGCCCCUCUGUCACCUGUGCCGAAAGCACCGCUCCUCGUCUGCGGCCCGGAAGCCCAGGCCGGCCGUCCCACGCGAUCCGCGAGGGGGAACCU
Myotis davidii is the source of this 2122-nucleotide messenger RNA. It is a transcript of the gene CCDC142, whose product is annotated as coiled-coil domain containing 142. The record is from RefSeq and is a predicted model, not a curated record. The annotation marks the transcript as partial. NCBI's taxonomy places the organism in Eukaryota, Metazoa, Chordata, Mammalia, Chiroptera, Vespertilionidae. The transcript is spliced from 10 exons.